This is a messenger RNA of Anarrhichthys ocellatus (wolf-eel), 892 nucleotides long. Its product is annotated as sortilin-related receptor-like. Gene Ontology annotation, cellular component: plasma membrane; apical plasma membrane; signaling receptor complex. The record is from RefSeq and is a predicted model, not a curated record. The transcript is spliced from 5 exons. NCBI's taxonomy places the organism in Eukaryota, Metazoa, Chordata, Actinopteri, Perciformes, Anarhichadidae. Gene Ontology annotation, biological process: receptor-mediated endocytosis. Bases 34 to 810 code for a protein of 258 amino acids. Gene Ontology annotation, molecular function: protein binding; hormone binding.
UCAGAGAAGCACAGGAACACACACACACACUGUAUGCACAUUAUAAAUAAAACACAGGUGCAUGUAUAUCUGAUUCUCUUCCUGUGCGCUGCAGCGGCUCCCACUGAGGUCCCCGGCUGCUCCAGGUAUUUCCAGUACGAGUGCAAGAAUGGACGCUGCAUUCCGACGUGGUGGAAGUGUGAUGGAGAGAACGACUGUGGGGACUGGUCUGAUGAGGCCCAGUGUACAGGUGGAGUCACUCCUCACGCCGUGACCCCCGGCCCCUCCACCUGUGCCCCCAACCGCUUCCACUGCGGCUCCGGAGCUUGCAUCAUCAACACCUGGGUGUGUGACGGCUACGCCGACUGUCCCGACGGCAGCGAUGAGCUGGGAUGUCCCACAGCUAACGGCUCUGCGACAAUGGCUCCGCCCCCCACUCAGGCCCCGCCCUCCCCUACGCGCUGCCUCCGGGGUCAGUUCCUGUGUCGCCGACCCCCCCACUGCAUCCCCGACUGGCAGCGCUGUGACGGCCAGUCCCACUGCCAGGACGGGUCCGAUGAAGCCCACUGCCCCACUCGAGGGCCUCUGCUCUGUGUGAACGGGACUCGCUGCUCUGACGGGGAAGCCUGCGUGCUGGACGGCGAGCGCUGCGACGGCUUCCUGGACUGCUCGGACCACAGCGACGAGGACAACUGCAGCCUGGACAGCCGGGCCUAUAAAGUCCAGAACCUCCAGUGGACCCCUGACUUCUUGGGUGCCAUCACCCUGACAUGGUCCCGCCCCAAAAACCUCCCUCUGGACUCCUGCUACUUCCUCGUAUACUACAGGUGAGCUUCAGCAACCUUUUGCUCCAGCUGGCAUAUUAUUUUACACCCUCGGUUUAGUAGCAUAACUACUGAGGGUACCAGGUAAU